AUGGCUCGGCCAAGAGACUCGCGCUCACCAAGUCCUGCAGGCAGCCAUUUCAACUCGCGCCGCCACCGCAAAGAUGACGACCGGCGGGAUGCCAGAGACCGCCGAGACGAUGGAAGGGAUACUCGCCGCCGCUCAAGGUCGCGCAGCCCGGAUGUGAGAUUUGACCGCCGCCGCUCCAGCUCCAGCUUUGGCGGCGACUCCUAUAUACCGGAACUUGAGUCUGACAGAAUUUUGAACAAACAACAGUAUCGAUACCGCGACCGUGACCGAGGCAGAGACAACAGGGAUCGUGGUGGCCGUGACCGCGACCGUGACCGCGAUCGCGACAACUUUCGCCGACGAGACCGCUCCUUAGAUCGCCGAGACGACGACUUCUACCGCGGCCCACGUGAUCGCCGAGGAGCGAGGUCGAGAGAGAGACUCGCGCCCAGAGCUCGCUCGCCUGACCGCCGACGUGAUCGUAGCAGAGACGACUUCAGGAGACGAGACGAUUCUAGGAACAGAAGCCGACGUGAAGGCACGGCUGACUCUCAUACUCGCAGCAGCCGCGCUGACAGCCGAUCUCGCAAGACCCCGGUGGCUGAUGGUGGCAGGAACGGAGCUGACGAGGCCCAAAAGGCCAAGCCGAACGCCACGCAGUCCGAGGUUGAUAAGAAAGCAGAGCGACUUGCCAAGCUUGAAGCAUGGAAGAAGAAGAAGGAGCUCGAGGGCCAGAAACAAAAAGAGGUGAAUGCCAGCCAAACUAGAAAUCUGUUGGCUGAGAUGGAUAAGAAGGCCAAGGAGGGAUCCACGGCUGUCUCAUCGCCUGUUGUGUCGUCCGCUGCCUCGCCUGCUCCUGUUGAGUCGGGAAGCGUAUCUCCAGCAAAGCCUUAUACUGGCAAGUUUGAUCCAAAAACGAUUGCAAAGAAGUCUGCUGUCCAAAGAUCACACGAUACUACUAAAGGGGCUCUGGGGUCUAUAGAUGUUCAACCGCCUACCAUUGCUAUGCCUGUGAAAAAGACAAUUGCUGGUGAGUCUCUGCCUCUCAUGAGACAGAAAAGCUUUGCCCUUGCUGACAUCAAUCAUCAUAAAGCGUCUGCUUUGCCUACAAAUCGUGCCAAGGCCAGCAUUUUUGGAUUUGGCAAAUCUCAUGCUGAAGGGGACAAGCUUCCCAACAAGCGAAAGCUUGACAUGGAUGAGGAGGUCAUAACGAAACGACAGCUUACCAAACUCCCCAGCCUUCCAAUAGAGGCCGACGACACCCCUUAUGCUGACCAAGAUGAGGAUGACGAAUCGGAUGGUGAUAACUUUGCCGAAAAUGAGGAAGAGGCCGCCGCCGCUGCACGUGCCGCUCAUGAAAGACGUCUUCAAGCUGAAAACCAAACUGAAAACCAAGACGAAAACGAAGCCGAAACCCAGGUCGAAAACCAGGCUGAUGAGGAGAUGAAAGACGACGAGCCCCAAGCGGCGCAGGAGCCCAACGGCGAUCAUGUUACCAGCGGAGAAGAAAUGGCCGACAAGGCUCCCCCCGCGGAACACAUGGAUGUUGAUGCAGAGGAUGACGAAGUCGAUCCUCUAGAUGCAUUCAUGGAUGACCUUCAACAGACGGAGACUGUCAAGAACCCUUUGAAGAAGGCCUCCGCUGUCAAGAAGCAGCAAGAACCUGAGGCUUAUUUCUCUGAUGAUGAUUAUGCCUUUGACAACGAAGGCAAUCAAGAGGCAGACGCCGCGCUGCUUGCCAUCGCCAAUAAGCGCAAGAAGAAGGAUAUCCCAAGCGUUGAUUACUCCAAGAUAGAUCUGCAACCUAUCCGCAAGAAUUUCUGGGUCGAGCCCGCAGAGUUGAGCUCGCUUUCUGAAGCAGAUGUCACAGAUUUACGACUGGAGCUAGAUGGAAUCAAGGUCAACGGCAAGGAUGUACCCAAACCUGUUCAGAAAUGGGCUCAGUGUGGCCUCACCCGCCAAACCCUCGAUGUCGUUGGUUCCCUCGGCUUUGAAAAGCCUACGCCGAUUCAGAUGCAGGCCUUGCCCGCGCUGAUGUCAGGUCGGGAUGUCGUGGGCGUGGCCAAGACAGGAUCCGGCAAGACCAUGGCUUUCUUGCUUCCCAUGUUCCGGCAUAUCAAGGACCAGGAGCCGCUCAAGGACACAGAUGGCCCUGUUGGGCUAAUUAUGACGCCAACUCGUGAGCUAGCCACCCAGAUUCACAGGGAUUGCAAGCCUUUCCUGAAGAUGAUGAACCUACGUGCUGUCUGCGCGUAUGGCGGGGCUCCCAUUAGAGAUCAGAUUGCCGAACUCAAGCGCGGUGCCGAAAUUAUUGUCUGCACACCUGGCCGCAUGAUUGAUCUACUGGCUGCCAACCAGGGGCGUGUCACCAAUCUCCGGAGGGUCACCUAUGUGGUCCUCGACGAAGCCGACCGAAUGUUCGACAUGGGCUUCGAGCCACAGGUGAUGAAGAUUUUUGCCAACAUGCGACCUGACAGACAAACAAUCCUCUUCUCGGCUACUAUGCCUCGCCUCAUCGAUUCACUCACGAAAAAAGUGCUCAAGAGCCCUAUUGAGAUUACCGUCGGCGGUCGCAGCGUUGUUGCCAAGGAGAUUGAGCAAAUCGUGGAAAUUAGAGAGGAGAGCACAAAGUUUCUCCGUGUUCUAGAGUUGCUAGGUGAGCUCUACGACAAGGACGAAGAUGCCAGGUCGUUGAUCUUUGUUGAGCGGCAAGAGAAGGCAGAUGAUCUUCUCAAAGAGCUAAUGCACAAGGGCUAUCCUUGCAUGUCCAUCCAUGGAGGUAAAGAUCAAGUGGAUCGCGACUCUACCAUUUCUGAUUUCAAGAAGGGCGUGGUGCCCAUCCUGAUUGCUACAUCGGUUGCUGCGCGUGGCUUGGAUGUCAAGCAGCUCAAGCUUGUCAUCAACUACGACGCACCCAACCACCUGGAGGACUAUGUUCACCGUGCUGGUCGAACAGGGCGUGCAGGGAACACAGGAACCGCCGUUACCUUUGUCACGCCUGAACAAGAGAAUUGCGCUCCUGGUAUCGCCAAAGCCUUGGAACAGAGUGACCAGCCCGUCCCAGAACGCCUCAAUGAGAUGCGGAAAUCUCAUCGAGAAAAGGUCAAGUCAGGCAAGGCGAAGGACUCGUCUGGAUUUGGCGGAAAGGGUCUGGAUCGUCUAGAUCAAGAACGUGAGGCCGCUCGUCUUCGCGAGCGCAAGACGCAUAGAGCUGAGGGUGAGGAAGAAGAGGUUAAGGAAGAAGGCAAGAAGGAAGAAGAAGAUAAGAAGAUUGAGAAGACACUUAGCGCUAUCAAAGCGGCAACCUCUACUGUCCAGGCUCGUGAAACAGCACGGGCUGAGGCGGGAGACAGUGGCAAGGGAGCGCAGCCCGUCGUUGCCACAGGCGAGAAGGGCAAGGAUCCUUUGGACAAAGUCAGCUCUGCUGUCAGUGCCAUCAACAGCCGCCUCGGCAAGGCUGGCCAGCUUCGCUCUGGCCAACCCAUCGACAACAAAGGUCCCGAUGCCGGUGCUUUCCAUGCCACGCUGGAAAUCAACGACUUCCCCCAGAAAGCUAGAUGGGCCGUCACCAACCGCACCAAUGUGGCCAAGAUUCUCGAGGCGACCGGAACAUCCAUCACUACCAAAGGUAGCUUCUAUCCUCCCGGAAAAGAAGUACCUGCUGGAGCAGAACCCAAGCUGUAUAUCCUUAUUGAAGGUGAUACAGAGCUUGUGGUAUCCGCUGCUUUGAACGAAAUGACAAGGCUUCUGAGGGAGGGCACCAUUGCCGCGGCGGAUGCAGACAGCAGGGCUCCCGCGAGUGGAAGAUAUACUGUUACUUAA
Molecule: messenger RNA, 3801 nt
Organism: Trichoderma aggressivum f. europaeum
Lineage: Eukaryota; Fungi; Ascomycota; Sordariomycetes; Hypocreales; Hypocreaceae
Exons: 2
Coding region: 1-3801 (1266 amino acids)
Biological process (GO): ribosomal large subunit assembly
Cellular component (GO): cytosol
Molecular function (GO): RNA helicase activity; ATP binding; nucleic acid binding
Source: RefSeq, a predicted model, not a curated record